Molecule: messenger RNA, 1480 nt
Organism: Trichoderma asperellum CBS 433.97
Lineage: Eukaryota; Fungi; Ascomycota; Sordariomycetes; Hypocreales; Hypocreaceae
Source: RefSeq, a predicted model, not a curated record
GAGAUUACUGGAUAUGGGCGUUUCCCAACCUUCAGCCGGAUAUCGAUUACUCCAUGGUGGUGCAGUCGGGACCAAAUGGUUUUGCCUGCUUUAACAAGGGACAGAACUCCUUCUUUGCAGAAGACCCAUCACAGCCAUUAGGCUUUGCGGAUCCGUUCCUGGCCGAUUAUCUUAUUCACUCAGCGCAGCAGCUAGCUUUGCCACAUCUGCUAAAGUCGUUCCUUGAGAACCAAUCCAGUUUGUUGCUCUCCUCCGUGGUUGAGAAGAACUAUGACGCCGAGUUCACCACCCUCCAGAUGCCUGGACUGGAUCUUCUUUUGCUAAUUGACCGGUCUACAUUCCUCCCAUUCGCGGUCCGGGCCCCGGAGAAUCAUCUCAUCUUCGGCCCUUCCACCAGCGACAUGAUCUUUUUCAACUAUACAAAUGUUUCGUUCGACGGCCAUCAUAUGAGAUUUCCCCAUCGAAUUCAGACGCUGUACAAUACUGUCUCGGUUAUUGAGGACUUCGUCAUUGACGAGCUCACGGUGAAUCCCAAAUUUGAGGCAGAUUUCUUCUCGCCAUCAAAUUCGACCAUCAGCCACAUGGACCCACGUUCUAGUUCAGACUACCCAAGGUCUGAAGUUCAUGAGUUUUUUGAAACGGGACUCUGGGGUGGUCCAUUCCCAGAGCAAUUCAACUCUUCAAGUGUUCAAAUUGCACCAGUGUUCCAUAACGGCUCCACACCUGAAAUUAUGAAUUUGUUCGUUGGCUAUCCUGACUACAUUCAAAUGCUGGUCGAAAUGGAAGAUGGUAUUAUCAUUACAGACGCUCCUGCAUUCCGAUCCAGGAUUGUUGUCGAAUGGGUGAAGAAGAACAUGGGAGGCAAAAAGAUUACGCACGUUGUGCCCUCCCACCAUCAUCGUGACCACGCCGGCGGAGUCGGUGACAUAUUGGCAGCUGGUGCGGCGCUGGUGAUACCCGAGGUCGCAAAGCCGCUCUAUGCAAAUGUCAACGGAGGAGACUUCAAGGUGAUCACAUACAAUGAGGAAAAGCCCUUUAUUCUCAAAGACCGUAAGGUACAGUUUGCAUCGUUCUGGCACCCAAGAGCUGCACACGCCGAAGACUGGGUGUUUUCUGUCGCUGCGCCGGCGUGUUGGACAGAUGCCAGCUCUGGAUUCGCUCUUUUCAAUGCAGACGUCGUCAGCCCCGGCUCUGGUCCGGCAGCAAGGUGGGACACUGGAUAUGCCCGGGGCUUUCUUCUUGACGCCAUUGCCGAUGGCAUCCCGAAAAGCGCCACUCUGAUCGGAGCCCACGGAUCAAGUGAAAUUGGACUCGGUACCCAAGAUUCACUGGCACACGUUGCAGAGCUCGCUGGCGUGCCAUAUCCUGACCCAAAUACCACUGGACAGCAUAAGUGGUGCUAUUAAGGACAUAUGAACACCUAGUGUUUCUGAAAUACAUUUAGUAGGUUUGGAAUUUGACUGGGUCAGAUCUGUUUGAG